AUGGAGAGCGGCGGGAGGCUGAGCGGGGAGGCAUGUCUCACCCCUCCUGAGACCACACAGGCUACUGGAGCCGAAGCUCUAGAUUGGACGCAAGAUUGCCUUGCCGUGCUUUACGCUUUGAUGCCGUGGGGUGAUCAGCAUCAGGACUUUGCAUCAAUGUUGCGCUUGAUCGCAACAUCCCUGUGCCUCCGGUGCCAACGUGUCACAGCUCUACCUUUAAACGUCAGGCCAUGUGCGACACUGAGUUCAGCAGAGAACCAGAAGACCGUGAAGGCUCUUUAUGAUCUCUCUGUGGACGUCCAGAAGGUCAGGAAACUGAAGGGCUGGGUUCUGCAUCAGAGCCCAGCCUAUACUGAGGAGGUAGCUGACCUGCUGAUGGACAUGGGGGCCUCAGGUGUCAUAAUCUCUCGGAUCUUAGCAGUUCAUCCUGAGGCGGUCCUUUGUCACCCAGAGCAGAUGAAGGCUCAGAGGGACCUGUGGAUGACUGUAUGCCCAAACUUGAAAGACUUGGUUGGUAUCAUUGAGAAAUUCCCUGCCUCUUUCUUCACCUCCUCCUGCCACCAUGACAACCAGCAGAACAACAUUGCUUACUUCCAGAGCUUAAAUCUCAACAAGCGAAUUAUCACCAAACUCAUGGCCAGCGCUCCCCAGAGCUUCAGCCGGCCAGUAGAGCAGAACGAGGUGAUGGUGCGCACCCUCCAGCAGGCCUACCAGGAGCUGGGAGGGGAGGAGGCCAACAUGAAGAUCUGGCUUCAGAAACUGCUGAGCCAGAACCCAUAUGUUCUCCUCAAGCCCCCAGAGGUGCUGAGGCAGAACUUGCUGUUCCUGAGAGACAAGGGCUUCAGCACUGCAGAGCUCCUCCGUCUCCUCUCCAAGCUAAGGGGCUUUGUCACCGAGCUGAACCCGGACAGUAUGCGUCGCACCCUGGUGUACUCUCAGGACACCAUGGGGUGCUCCGAGGCAGAUCUUCUGGACAUCAUCCUCAACUGCCCUGCUCUGCUCUACUACCCUGAGGCUAUUCUGGCUGAGCGCUUUGAGGGGCUCCUUAGCGCAGGGAUCAGCAUGUCUCAAAUCAUGGAGACUCCGACCGUCCUAGAGCUGACCUCACAGAUAGUGAAUUACCGCAUCCAGCGACUGAGGGGGCAUGGCUAUGAUGUAAGGACAGGUAGUCUGGAGGUCCUAAAUGGCACUAAGAAGGAAUUUGAGAUGAGCUACGGAAAACUCCAGCUACGUAGAGAGAGGCCACUUUUUAACCCUGUUGCCCCUUUAAAAGUAGAUGACUGACAUGGGCUAUAUGGACUAAUGCAAGUUCAUUAAAGCUGUAACUGGGUGUAUGCUGUUCUUGUGAUUAUUUAGUACGAUGUCAGUAUCAGAUUAAAGUGAUUUAAGUCUAAAGGUGCACCCACAUCAAGCAUUUAUGUUUGAAUCAGAUUUGUGUGUUUUUUCCUGCAGUUUUAUUAAAAAAAUGACAAUGA
Molecule: messenger RNA, 1475 nt
Organism: Seriola aureovittata
Lineage: Eukaryota; Metazoa; Chordata; Actinopteri; Carangiformes; Carangidae
Gene: mterf2
Product: mitochondrial transcription termination factor 2
Exons: 2
Coding region: 1-1284 (427 amino acids)
Biological process (GO): termination of mitochondrial transcription; regulation of DNA-templated transcription
Cellular component (GO): mitochondrial matrix
Molecular function (GO): double-stranded DNA binding
Source: RefSeq, a predicted model, not a curated record